AUGCUGCGAAUAUUCACUGUUUCUAUCAGUGCUGUAUUUCUUGUUAACUGUAUCCCUUUUGAUAAUAUUUUAUUGACAAGAGAACUUGUUGAUCCAUCUUCUAAUUCAGAAGAAUGUACUGAUGCAAGCCAAUGUUUAUCUUCGAACGAAUGUACUACAUGUGAAAAUGGCCGUGGACCAGAUUGUGAUCAAGCAACUUGUAUCAAUGGUACAUGUAAUGUAAUUAAACAAUGUUCUCAAGACAUCAUAUCUAUUCCUACAGAAACAUCCUUCGUUACUAAUCAAUGCAAGGGAACUGAUGCAAGUUCCUGCAUUUUUGAUAAAUUAUGUGCGUUGUGUUUAUCAGGUUAUAGUCCAGCUUGUGCCACAGCUGUAUGUGUUAAUGAUCAAUGUAAAAUUAUCUCGGCUUGUUCAAUAUAUGCAUCUACAAUAGAACCUUCUACAAUUCCUUUUGAAUGUGAAAAUGAUGGUCAAUGUUCUUAUGCUAAAAUUUGUGCUGAUGAAUGUAAAAAUGGUACACGUCCUUUAUGUGCUACAGGAAAAUGUGUUAAUAAUAUAUGUCAAAUUAUUUUACCAUGUUCACAAAAGGUUGAAUGUACACCCGAAGAUCUAAGUCAAUGUAUUACUCCUCAAAUAUGUGACCAAUGCCUACUUGGUUAUAGUCCACCAUGUGCUCAAGCUGCUUGUGAAAAUGAUCAAUGUAAAACAAUUAUGCCAUGUGAUAUUUUCGUAGAAUCAACGACAACGAUACCUCCAAUUCAUACUUGUACUCGUAAUGAGGAAUGUUCUCAUCAUAAAAGUUGUGUAACUAAAUGUACUAAUGAUACUACACCACUUUGUGCAUCAGCUGAAUGUAUAGAUGGUAAGUGUACUGAUAUUAAACCAUGUUCACAACGGAUCUGUAAAACACGAGCAAAAUGUCCAUAUAACAAACGAAAUUGUUUAAUUUGUCCAAAAGGUUAUGAACCGACAUGUGAACAAAGCGUUUGUUCAUAUGGUGUUUGUUCAAUAGUACCACCAUGUUCCAAAAAAACUUAA
Rotaria sp. Silwood2 is the source of this 1038-nucleotide messenger RNA. NCBI's taxonomy places the organism in Eukaryota, Metazoa, Rotifera, Eurotatoria, Philodinida, Philodinidae. The record is from the annotation of a GenBank genome assembly.